AUUGGUUACCGGCUACGGUGCCAGAGGUCCACUACAACAGAUGGGGUUCUCCUCUCGUCGCGCAGACGCCACGCAUGCAAGCCCCGGUGCGUGCAUGCACCGAUUGUUUCCUAUGCCCGAAUAGGGCGAACCGAGCAGGGAACGAGCAGACUGAGCGACGCACGGUUUACGGUUAACGAGUAUCCCACCCGAAACCCAGCGUGGCAGAGAAGAACCAAGCCCAGUUAAUCGUUCAUAAACAUUAACAACUAAAGCCCGAAGAGGUCCUGAAAAUCACCAGACUAUCUAGCAACUCUGUCCGCCCACCCCUCUUCCCCUGUCUCAUCGACGGCCAACCGUCAUACAGGGUGAGACGUCUCCUGAAGGUUCGACCUCGGGGCAGGGGAUUCCAGUACCUGGUUGACUGGGAGGGUUUUGGCCCGGAGGAGAGGUGCUGGGUCUCCGCUAGGUACAUCCUGGACCCAGGCCUCAUCUCUGAAUUCCAACGCCGGCACCCCGCUCAACCAGAAAGGACACAGUAGCUUCAUUGGGUCCAGCCGGGCCGUCUUCAGGUAAACUCCUCUGACUGGACCCUGAGGACUAACUUAUUGUGUGUUUGUGCAGCUAGCGGAUCUCUCUCUCUUUCCUGGCCUACCAGGAUCAUACAGAUCUUAGCACGCUCCUCUCAUGCUGACUGAGAAUGGAUAACAUGCAGGAUGGGGUUCAGAUUGGAGACAACAAGUUCAUCAGCAAGGCAACAGUCCUGUCCCAUCUCAAAACCUACAACCUCUAUUAUGAAGGACAUAACCUGCAGUUGAGACACAGAGAGGAGGAAGGGGAGCUGAUCGUGGAGGGUUUGCUGAAUAUCUCCUGGGGCCUGCGUCGACCUAUCAGAUUGCAGAUGCAGGACGAUCACGAGCGAAUCAGACCUCCUCCCUCGUCUACAUCCUGGCACUCCGGCUGUGCCCUGGAUAAUCAGAGCAAUGAAGGUACCCAGCAGACCCUGCCCAACAUAGAAGUGACAGAGCACGAGAGCCAAUCAGAGGACAGUAUUGUGAAGGCGGAUGAGGAAGAAGAGGAAUAUGAGCGCUCCGCCCAGCUGCUGAGGACGAAGAGCGAUGCCGGGUUUCUGAGGAAGGCCCAGCGCCGGUCGCCUAGCGACCAGAGGAGGAUACGACGACACCGUUUCUCCAUCAAUGGACACUUCUACAAUUACAAGACUGCAAUCUUCACUCCAGCGUAUGGUUCAGUGACUAACGUGCGGAUCAACAGUUGUAUGACCACGCCCCAGGUGCUACGAGUGCUACUUAACAAGUUCAAGAUUGAGAACAGCCCAGAUGACUUUGCACUGUACCUUGUACACACCAGCGGGGAGCGUGCGAAGCUGAAGCGCAGUGACUACCCCCUGGUGCUGCGUGUGCUUCAGGGUCCGUGUGAACAGGUCAGCAGAAUCUUCCUGAUGGAGCAGGACCUGGGAGAGGAAGUCACCUAUGAUGUGGCGCAGUAUAUUAAGUUUGAGAUGCCAGUGCUGCAGAGUUUCAUCACCAAGCUGAAGGAGGAAGAGGACCGGGAGGUGCAGAAACUCAGGAGCAGGUAUACAUUUCUGCGGUGUAUCAUUGAGAAGCAGCUGCGUUGUCUUCCUGAGGGGACUGCCUGUAUGUGACCUGGUCUAGGGAGGGACCACCUGAUCCUCCCAACCCCAGACGCUGUCCCAUUACCCCAAACAGGGGUGGCCAUGAACCACCCUGAGGACAGGCAUCCAUUCCGACCUCGCUUUAAUCUCUUCCAAGACCUCUAUAGGGACAGUGUACUAAUUGUGUGAGCUGAGUUGUGUGUGGUACCUUCCUCAGUUGAGGUUGGGGUCAUUAUGAAACAUGAUGUCUGCUCCGUCCCUACCAUGAACAAACGGUACACAUUCUCCUUGCUGUCCCAAUCCCUCUCUGACACACCUGCCUCUCUGUCGUGCUAUCUGCGUAUUAACUGUAUCAAUAUCAGCAGUAAUAAUGGUUAAUAAUGAAGGUAAAAGGUUGGCAUUUGUCUCUUGUGGCUCUGUAUGGGGCAUUGAGACUGUCCCAUGUCCUAUACCACUCAGAUGCAAAAUAACCUAAAGCACAUCUAAAUCUCUUUCUUCGUUUCUUAGUUCUACUGAGUUAGACAGAACUAUAUAUAUAUCUCUCUUUCCCUCCAUUGUUCUCUCUACCUCUCUCUCCUUGCAUAUUUGUAUUUUCUAUUUUUGACCAAAGCCCCAUUUUGCCACCUGCAGAUCACUGAUUGUCUCCCUCUCCAAACCAGAACUUGCCUUAAGACUCAAGAGUGGCAUCCCACGCCAGAUGAGAUUCUCACCCACCCAGUCGGUCGGUAGGGGGGUUGAAUGACUCCUGUCCGGUGACAGUAUGUGGUGUUGAAACAUGCCUGUCACACAAGUGUGGUACAGUACUAUUUCCAUGAUCAGCUCUACAGAGGCAGGAACUGUAAUGUAACUUCAUGACUUUUCUUGCCCCAGUUCAUCUAAAACUGUCUCCUGACCAGUUGUAGUGGGGGACAAAAACAUGUAUUUCUGCUACCUGUCUGUUAUUUUUUCUUACCUUUAUUUAACUAGGCAAGUUAGUUAAGAACAAAUUCUUAUUUACAAUGACGGCCUACCAGGGAACAGUGGGUUAACUGCCUUGUUCUGGGGUAGAAUGACAUAUUUUUACCUUGUCAGCUCGGGGAUUUGAUCGAGCAACCUUUCAGUUACUGGCCCAAUGCUCUAACCACUAGGCUACCUGCCGCCCCAUAAUCACAUAGUAUAGUGUAGUGUGAUAUGACCUGUGUGUCUGCUCUACUAGCCUACCUGGAGACUGAAGCACAAAACAUAGAGAGGACCAGAGUUCCUUAAGAUUGUGAAUUAUGUACAUUUAUUUUUUACCUUUAUUUAACUAGCCAAGUCAGUUAAGAAAAAAAUCUUAUUUUCAAUGAUGGAGUGGGUUAACUGCCUUGUUCAUGGGGAGAACGACAGAUUUGUACCUUGUCAGCUCGGGGAUUUGAACUUGCAACCUUUCGGUUACUAGUCCAACACUCUAACCACUAGGCUACGCUGCCGCCCCACAUGAUGAAUCAACUACAAUAGCUCAAACGAGGGAAUGUUUUGUAUGUGUGUGUUAGGUUGUGUUUGUGUGUGUGUGCACACAUUUCUGAAGCAGUACUUACUUUCCUGGUAGAUAUUGAUCUGUGUGACUGCGUGCGUGUGUAUGACUGUAUACAGUACUUUGAGAUGUGGUACAACAAUUCUAUUACACCUAUAUCUACCCUCAGCUUUUAAAAGGUUUCUGUAUAUUGUGUGUGUGAGCGAGCGUGUGUGUGUGUGCGCUUGUGUGCAUGUAUGUCUGUCCUUUCAAUUUCUAUGGCUCUUUCAAGACUGACACAUUUAUUUCAUAAUAAAAUACUUUAGCUGUUUUAAUGUUGCAUUCUGACUUUCUGACUGAGCGCUCCUUUGGGGAAACUCUUCAAAGGCACAUGCCACUAUAUAGAAAUGCAGCUUUUUACAAUAAUGAUUAUUUGGUCUGUUAUCUUGGUUGUAUUAUACUUGUUAAAACAAAGCUGUAUGAUAUUACUCUGUAUUAUUGCUGUCUGUUUUGGUAGGCUAGGAGGCUUACAGUAACAGCAGGCUAAACACACACACACACACACACACAGGUCGUUUUGAGUUUCUACUCCGUUGGUGGGUUAGGGGCUGAGACACACACACACACACAGGUUAUCUAUGGCUAAGUGUACAGCUAAGUUUGCAUGUAUUUCUGUGUUGUUGGGGCAGGGGCUUACUGUAACUACAGUGUUAGCAGGGAUGAGCAUCAUUGUUUAUCCUGCUCAGCCAAUGAGGAGGUCAGAGAUAGAUCCCCUCUCUACCUGGCUGAGACCAUUUGGAGGUUGAAGAGACCCGUCCCACACACUCUCUCUCCCAGACAGUCACAGGAAUCGCUGACGAUCACACACACAAAGGAGAGAGCCAAAAGGACAACAGAACAAGCAACGGACAUCCUCUGACCCAUCUGUGAUUUUCCUCAGCUCUUUGUCAACUUCUACAGAGAAUGAGGAUGGUUGGCCAACGGAGACUUCUCCUCACUGUGGCAACCUGCCUGUUGCUCCUAGCAACCGUCUGCCCCACCUCAGAGGCUCGUCGUGGUGGGGGCUUCGGUCGUAGUGGGGGGUGGGGCGGUAGUAGCCGUGGAGGUGGAGGUUACCCUCGUCAAGGUGGAGGCACGGGAUACCGACCAAUGCCAUCCUCGAGUGGACAGGCAUACCGACCAAUGCCUGCCCAGAGUGGCGGCUCCAGUGCCGGGAAGAUGGCAGGGGCUGCUGCUGCUGGUGCCGUGGGGGGAGCAAUGCUGGGUAGUGCGUUGAGUCGUCCUGGCUACGGAGGAGGAUAUGGGGGGUAUGGAGGAGGCUAUGGAGGUGGUUAUGGAGGCUAUGGAGGAGGCUAUGGAGGAGGCUAUGGGGGGUACCCCAGAGCUGGAGGGUAUGGCCCCAGGCCUGGUGGCUAUGAAGGUCCAGAGGGCUCUGGGGAUAUGGGUUACUACUAUGGAGCAUCCAGUGGGCCCAUCUAUAACAGCAUCAUCGUCAUCAUCGGGUCGCUAAUGUCAUUGGUGAUGGGGCACUGGGUGGGAGUGAUGUAGAGAUGGCGUGAAGAUUUGGAUGGAGUCACGACUAAAGCUCUCCAGACCAAGACCAUAUGGGGCGGCAGGGUAGCCUAGUGGUUAGAGCGUUGGGUUGCAAGUUCGAAUCCCCGAGCUGACAAGGUUCAAAUCUGUUGUUUUGCCCCUGAACAAGGCAGUUAACCCACUGUUCCUAGGGUGUCAUUGAAAAUAAAAAUGUGUUCUUAUCUGACUUGCCUAGUUAAAUAAAGGUAAAAAUAAAUAUGUAUAUAAAGACUCUUGAGACCCUGACCAAGGCAUUGAGUUGCUGACUAUGUUGACAAUGAGAUUACAGUUUGUGAUUCCAUCUGUUCUGACUCACAGGUGUAGUGGGGCAAAUACACUUCCUGUGUAGAUAGAUCCCUGAUGCAGAAAGACUCUGAUGUGUCAACUGCUUACACUUUUCUUUUCAUGAGACAUUACAUAACAUAAAAUAUCUGGUGUGUGAUAGAUUACCUUCCGGUCGAGCACUCACUACCUCCAUAAAGCAGUAGUACAUAUUUACUUCUCUUUACCAUGGUUGUUAUCAACAGUUUAAUAUUGCCAUGCUGCGGUAACAGUUUACUUGAAAGACUCAUGCUAUAACUCAUGUUUCACUGAUUUCAACCCUUGGUAGAAUACUGGCAGCUUUUGGAUGUGGAUUUGUAAAUGCUGUAUAUUGUACUAUUCUAUGAAUUAUAUUUUGUGUCCAUUACUUUUCUUACUUUAUUGAAUAGGAUGUGAUUUUGGGUGAGUGGAGUGUAUAAACACCAUUAUGAACCAGGUGGUUCGAGCCCUGAAUGCUGAUUGGCUGAAAGCCGUGGUAUAUCAUACCACAGGUAUGACAAAAAAAUACUGUUUACUGGUCUAAUUACGUUGGUAACCAGUUUAUAAUAGCAAUAAGUCACCUCAGGGUUUGUGGAAUAUGGCCAAUAUAUCAAAGGGCUGUAUCCAGGCACUCCAAAACUGCCCUUAGCCGUGGUAUAUUGGUUGUAUACCGUACCCUUUUGUGCCUUCUUGCUUAAGUAUUAAACACAAUAACUAGUUCCAUGUUCUGUAUUGGUGUCAUUUGAUGAAUCUGAUGUAGUUUUCCUGUGGGGUUACUCCAAUAAAAACAUGGGAGACAGA
Messenger RNA from Salmo salar (Atlantic salmon), 5756 nucleotides. RefSeq names its product Ras association domain-containing protein 2 (gene rasf2). NCBI's taxonomy places the organism in Eukaryota, Metazoa, Chordata, Actinopteri, Salmoniformes, Salmonidae. Gene Ontology annotation, biological process: signal transduction; regulation of non-canonical NF-kappaB signal transduction; positive regulation of protein kinase activity. Gene Ontology annotation, cellular component: cytoplasm; nucleus. The record is from RefSeq and is a predicted model, not a curated record.